AUGGUUUCCAACCUUGAGGGCGAAGCGCCUCACAACAACUUUGAUACCAUCCUCGUUCUCGAUUUCGGCUCUCAAACGAGUCACCUUAUCCUCCGUCGGCUUCGCGCUCUCGGUGUCUUUGCUGAGCUGCUUCCUUGUACCACCAAGAUCGCCGAUUUGACAUGGAAGCCCAAGGGAAUUGUGUUCUCUGGAGGUCCUUCUUCUGUCUAUGAUGAUGGCGCGCCCCAUGUUGACCCCGCUGUCUUUGAGCUGAACGUCCCUAUCUUGGGUAUUUGCUACGGUUGCCAGGAGAUCGCGUGGCGGAUCGACUCGAAGAACGUUGCCCGCGGAGCGGCACGAGAGUAUGGUCACGCCGACCUCAAAAUCUCCAAGGUCAACAGUCACGUCGACCGGCUCUUCGCUGGCCUCGGGGAUGAAAUCCCUGUGUUCAUGUCCCACUUCGACAAGCUCGUUAGCCUGCCUACGGACUUCGUGGUCGUUGCCACCACCAAGAACUCAGAGUACGCUGGUAUCGCCCACCAGGAGAAGCCCAUCUUUGGCGUCCAGUUCCACCCUGAGCUCGAACACACACCCCGCGGAAGCGAGAUCCUCCGCAACUUCAGCGUCGACAUCUGCGGAGCUCAGCCGAACUGGAAAAUGGGCGACUUCGUCCAGCUCGAGAUCACUCGCAUCCGUGAGCUUGUCGGUGAGCGGGCACUCGUCCUUGGUGCUGUGAGCGGUGGUGUAGACAGCACUGUCGGCGCGGCCCUCAUGAAAGCCGCCAUCGGAGACCGCUUCAAGGCCAUCCUCAUCGACAACGGAUGCAUGCGUCUGAAUGAGUGCGAGCAGGUCAAGCAGACGCUCGGAGAGCAUCUUGGCAUUAACCUCACUGUUGUCGACGCUGGCGACCUAUUCUUGGGUCGUCUUGCGGGUGUUUCUGACCCCGAAAAGAAGCGGAAGAUCAUUGGAUCGACUUUCAUCGAUCUGUUCGAGCAAGAGGCUAUUCGGAUUGAGAAGGAGGCUGAGAACACCCCCAACUCCGGGAAGGUGGAGUGGUUCUUGCAGGGAACGCUCUACCCUGAUGUUAUUGAAUCUCUGAGCUUCCGCGGCCCUUCGGCCACUAUCAAGACUCACCACAACGUUGGCGGUCUUCCUGAGCGGAUGAUGAAUGGCCAAGGCUUGCGUCUUAUUGAGCCGCUCAGACUCCUCUUCAAGGAUGAAGUCCGGGCAAUUGGUCGCCAGCUCGGCAUCCACGAAUCGCUAGUUAACCGCCACCCCUUCCCCGGUCCGGGCAUUGCCAUCCGCAUCCUCGGCGAUGUCACCAAGGAGCGUGUGGAGAUUGCCCGCCAGGCCGACCACAUCUUCAUCAGCAUGAUCAAGGAGGCCGGCCUCUACGACCAGAUCUCUCAAGCCUUUGCUGGCCUCGAUACCAACCGCAGUGUUGGUGUCUUUGGUGAUCAGCGCGUUUGGGGAUACAUCAUUAUCCUCCGUGCCGUUCGCACCAAGGACUUCAUGAGCGCUGAGAUCUUCAACUUUGACAAUGCUUUCCUCCAGAAUGUCUCGCGCACUAUUUGCAACCAGGUCGAGGGUGUAUCCCGCGUUGUCUAUGACCUGACCUCCAAGCCCCCUGGUACUAUUGAACUGGAGUAG
Molecule: messenger RNA, 1629 nt
Organism: Aspergillus terreus NIH2624
Lineage: Eukaryota; Fungi; Ascomycota; Eurotiomycetes; Eurotiales; Aspergillaceae
Gene: gua1
Product: GMP synthase (glutamine-hydrolyzing)
Exons: 22
Coding region: 1-1629 (542 amino acids)
Biological process (GO): GMP biosynthetic process
Cellular component (GO): cytosol
Molecular function (GO): ATP binding; GMP synthase activity; GMP synthase (glutamine-hydrolyzing) activity
Source: RefSeq, a predicted model, not a curated record